UCACAGCUUCUCCUGCUGGUCACGUCGUUUCUCCACCUCCCCCCUCUACCGUCCCCGGCGGCCGGGCGUCGCGUCCGUUCGCCCUCGGCCAUGGCGGCGCCGGACAAGCCGGGGCGGCCGCUGCCCAAGUUCGGGGAGUGGGACGUGAAGAACCCAGCGACGGCCGAGGGCUUCACCGUCAUAUUCCAGAAAGCCCGCGACGACAAGAAGACGUCCGGCCCCGGGCACCUGCAGGCGGGCAUACCGCCGGCCUUCAGGGUCGACCACGGCAGCGCCGGCGACGGCGGGCACAGGUCCGGGGACAGCCACCAGGACGACACGCCGCCCAGGCGCGUCAAGAGGAAGUGGGCCUUCUGUGGCUGCUGAUUCAAUGCUCGCUGCUGCUGCCGUUGAUCAAAAACAAAAGGGGGGAGACCGUGAAUCGUGCCGCACCGGAAGCGAAUACAUGAUGGGGGCGCCGCGGCAGACGAGAAGACAUUUCGGCCAUGAUGUUUCGCCUUGUUCCAACCUUCUUGCUCACUUCGACCUAGGAACAAAAGUUCAUUUCGACCUAGUAACAAAAUUGGCCUGUGAUGUAACAUCAUUCAACUUUAUUAGCCUCGGCUGCAAAAGUUCACGCUGAAUCUGUCGCGUCGAUUGUUUCAUGGCUGCUGUGUUUGCAGAAAACUCAGAUCACCUGGCCUGCAAAUCAAAAACACAAUAGCAUGGCUGGCCAACCUGACAAAAAAAAACUGACCAGCAUUAUCGUUCUAACCAUUCACAUCAACACAAUUUGUUUCGCAGCUCCCCAUUAAGAUUCCGACUAAUUAUAAACUCAACAAAUAAAUAUA
This is a messenger RNA of Panicum hallii, 830 nucleotides long. Its product is annotated as protein NOI4-like. The coding region runs from base 91 to 366 and encodes 91 amino acids. The record is from RefSeq and is a predicted model, not a curated record. The transcript is spliced from 3 exons. NCBI's taxonomy places the organism in Eukaryota, Viridiplantae, Streptophyta, Magnoliopsida, Poales, Poaceae.